UCGUUGGUUAUUUCCUCACUUGAACUAGUCGCUUGACUCAUUUUGGAGGUUAUGUCAUGGUUUUGUGAGGUUAUGUCAUUACCAUUUUUAGUCGAGUUUUAUUGAAAAAAAGGCACGAAAUGAGCACUUGGGCAAUAAUAAACACACUUAACCGGUUAACUCUUCAAUCGUGUACAAAACGAGGAAUUGCGACAAAUGUCCUUCUGAAUUUUAGAGCAACCCCAUGUCUCAUGGCGGAGCCUUUGAAGAAGAAGAAAAGACUUGACCCGGCUGUUAUCAAAGCACGAGAAGACCGCAAAAAGAAGAAAAUUGAGAAGCAAAUUAAAAGAUUAGAGAAGAAUGCACGUCAAUUGAAACCGAUAGAAGAAUGUGAAGUGCCUCUUGGACUUUUAGAUGAGAAAAAAACAAGAAUGAGGUCUUUGGUUGUCUUAUCUGAAGAUGAAUUGGAACAAAGACAAGUUUUGGAGAAACAAUGGGCCACUUAUAAGAAAAAGCAACAUCUUGCAGAUGUGCAAAUGUUGGAUCGGAUUUUAUUUGCCCAACAAAAGGCUUUGGAUGAGUUGAGGAAGGAAUCAGAGGAGUUGUAUCAGGAGGCAAUGCAGAUUGAUUUCAGAUUGUUGCCUUUUAAACGCGAGGGGCCCUUAGAAACCCCAACUAUUGAUAAUUACGAAAGCCCCGAUGGGGAUUACGCUGAUGUCUCGAAAAAAUGGGAAUAAAUAACCGAAAUUUGGUGGAGUAGUAGAAAAAACGAGUUUUAUUCAUAAAAUAAUAAAAAAUAACAUGUU
Messenger RNA from Tribolium madens (black flour beetle), 785 nucleotides. RefSeq names its product 39S ribosomal protein L40, mitochondrial (gene mRpL40). Bases 120 to 716 code for a protein of 198 amino acids. Gene Ontology annotation, cellular component: mitochondrial ribosome; mitochondrial large ribosomal subunit. The record is from RefSeq and is a predicted model, not a curated record. NCBI's taxonomy places the organism in Eukaryota, Metazoa, Arthropoda, Insecta, Coleoptera, Tenebrionidae. The transcript has 4 exons.